Diabrotica virgifera virgifera (western corn rootworm) is the source of this 1389-nucleotide messenger RNA. Its product is annotated as zinc finger protein 468-like. The coding region runs from base 602 to 1126 and encodes 174 amino acids. Gene Ontology annotation, cellular component: nucleus. The record is from RefSeq and is a predicted model, not a curated record. The transcript has 2 exons. Lineage: Eukaryota; Metazoa; Arthropoda; Insecta; Coleoptera; Chrysomelidae.
GACACCAACCAUACGCCAUGGGGUUUUGACAUUUCUGGUACCAAUAACAAAAACAAAAGGUGUUGGGUUGUGUUCAGUUUUGUUUGAUUUGUUUGUAUUUUUAUAUUAUUUUUAUUAUUAUUUCUUCCAAAAAUGGAAGUUAAAGAAGAAACGGUGGAUACAUUUUUUGAAGUAAUCAAAGAAGAGCAAACAUAUGAGGAGCUAAAUAGUGUAUCACUGUUCCUGGAUAUAUUUAAAAGUGAUAUUACAGAUGAAUUCCUAGUCGAGGAUGUUAAUUCCUUCAAUGUAAAUGAUUUAUCUAAGUAUAAAUGUGAUUUUCAACAAAUAACAACAGAAUUGCUCUUUAAAAUUGAACAAGAGGUCAGUGUUCAAGAUUUAAAUGAUCUUUGGGAAGACACUGGACCAGAGUCAGAUAUGACAGAAGGAUUAAUCACAGUCAAUAGUAUAAAGAAGAUAGAUUCAUUACAUUGCAGUCCAGGAAAGAAGCAAAACAAGGAAACAUGAAUUAUCUACAUCUGACAUUAUUGGGAAAUUCUCCAAAGAGUUCAAAUGUGAAAUUUGUGGUCAAAUAUUCUCAUACAAAUCAAGAUUGAAGUCUCAUAUGUAUGUACACGGAAAUGAAAAACCACUAAAGUGUACUAUUUGUUCUGAGCAAUUUGUGUACCCAAGUCGUUUGAAUACUCAUAUGCGUACCCAUACUAGAGAAAAACCAUAUCAAUGUAACUUAUGCCUGAAGCAAUAUGCACAUAAAAGUCACUUGAACAUUCGCCUUCAUAACGGUGAAAAGCCUCACAAAUGUGAACUAUAUUCCAAGGAAUUUGUGCAUAGGAGUCAUUUACAUCGGCAUAUUUUGUCACACAAAGGGGAGAAACCAUUUCAAUGUAAACUUUGUACCAAAAGAUUUUCCCGCAAACCUCAGUGGCGAAUUCAUAUGCAGAUGCACGGUACUGAGAAACCUUAUAGCUGUAAAAUUUGUUGUAGAUUGUUUAAGACAAGCUUAGAGUUGGAUGCUCAUAUUCGAAAAUAUGAUGGAGAGAAGAAGCCCUUUCAAUGUGGUAUCUGUUUUAAAGAAUUCACAAGCAAACAAGCAUUAAAUGGACAUACCUCAAUGCACAAGCCUGAUUAAUCCUGAAUGUGUGAAGUAUAUUGAUCUUUAUAGAGUAAGAGGUUUUGAGAAGACAUCAAGAAGUAUUAUGCAGAAAUUGGCAUUAUAUAACUGUGAUAUUAAUAUGGAUAAAUUAGAAGCUAAAACUUUGGAUGUUAGUUAUCUCUAGUAGACAUACAUAGUCAUCUUCAGUACAAUUUUGUAAUGGCAUCUCUACCACUUCAAAUUGACAUGUAGAUGUCAGUAGUGGUCGAAUUAAUAGUGAAUAAAAUGAUUUAGGAAAA